AGCAUCUCGCAGGAGACUCCUUGUUCUUACGAAAUCAAAUGCUCAGUGAUGCACAGACUAACCCAUCUGCAUGCUGUGUGCCCCAGCCGGCCUGAUUCUGCAGCAGGGCUGCUCCCCUUCCAGGUACAGACCAAGACAAGAGGAGGGGGCACAAACCCUGGGGACGGGGCGUGCGGUCCCUGGGGUUCUCUCCUCCCGCCUCGCGCACCCUGUGGCUGCUGGCGCUGGGAGUUACUUUGGAGUGAGGGUGGAUUUUCUCUUCUGCAUUCAGCCUGCGUCACUCUCCCGUUCUUUAGCCGGAGUACAGUAAUCCGCUCCCCACAGCCUCCCGAGGUGCCGGCGGCGGGAUCUCGGGCAGCUCCGCUGUCCGGGUGUUACACACUCUUACUGCCUGCAGCGUCUUCAUGGCUGCGCGACGUGCGCGCGUCUCGGAGCCGGAGCGGUGGCCGCUCCCGCGCUCCCCCGGCAGCGGCUCUCAGCGGGCGCCGCCAGCCGCCCGCGCAGCCUGCGCUCCUCGCUUCUGAACAAAGUUGCCUGCUAUUGUCUCUGGAUUUGUGUUUUCCUGCCUUUGUGUCGUGGAUCAUCAAGAUUUCAUCGCUCCUCGUGAAGAGCAGUGCUGGCAAUGUUCUCCUGUACUUCUAAGGAUUGCUUUGCAAAUGUUUUAGCUCUGGAGACAUGAAGAUUAAACUGAGGCUUUUCUGCAGUGAGAAUUUCCAUUUUACUUGCCAAUAAUGCAUAGGUUACAAAUUUAAUGGCAGACCUUGAAGUAUAUAAAAAUUUAAGUCCAGAAAAAGUUGAAAGAUGCAUGAGUGUCAUGCAGUCUGGGACCCAGAUGGUGAAGCUGAAGAGUGGAACCAAAGGGCUUGUUCGGCUCUUCUACCUGGAUGAGCACAGGACCUGCAUUCGAUGGCGACCGUCCAGGAAGAGCGAGAAGGCAAAAAUUGUCAUCGAUUCCAUUUACAAAGUCACCGAAGGGCGGCAGUCCGAAAUCUUCCACCGCCACGCCGAGGGGAACUUCGACCCCAGCUGCUGCUUCACCAUUUACCACGGCAGCCACAUGGAGUCGCUGGAUCUGAUCACAUCCAACCCAGAGGAAGCUCGCACCUGGAUCACAGGACUGAAAUACUUGAUGGCUGGAAUAAGCGAUGAGGACUCGCUCGCUAAGCGACAGAGAACACACGACCACUGGGUCAAACAGACCUUUGAGGAGGCUGACAAGAACGGGGAUGGCCUGCUGAAUAUCGAGGAGAUCCACCAGCUGAUGCAUAAACUAAACGUUAACCUGCCCCGCAGGAAGGUCCGGCAGAUGUUUCAGGAAGCAGACACAGACGAGAACCAAGGAACCCUAAACUUUGAAGAGUUUUCCGUGUUUUACAAGAUGAUGUCCUUGCGUCGAGAUCUCUACUUACUGCUCUUAAGCUACAGUGACAAGAAGGAUCACCUCACUGUGGAAGAACUCGCUCAGUUUCUAAAGGUGGAACAGAAGAUGAACAAUGUGACACCGGAAUAUUGUCUUGACAUCAUACAGAAGUUUGAAGUAUCAGAAGAAAACAAGAAGCAAAAUGUUCUUGGGAUUGAAGGUUUCACCAACUUCAUGCGCAGUCCUGCGUGUGAUAUAUUUAAUCCGCUGCACUGCGAAGUGCAUCAGGACAUGGACCAGCCCCUUUGUAACUACUUCAUUGCUUCGUCUCACAACACGUACCUGACAGGAGACCAGCUGCUGUCCCAGUCCAGAGUGGAGAUGUACGCGCGGGUGCUGCAGGAUGGUUGCCGAUGUAUUGAAGUGGAUUGCUGGGACGGGCCGGAUGGAGAGCCGGUGGUGCACCACGGCUAUACUCUGACUUCUAAAAUACUCUUCCGUGAUGUGGCAGAAACCAUCAAUAAAUACGCCUUCAUCAAAAACGAGUUUCCGGUGAUACUGUCUAUUGAAAACCAUUGCAGUAUUCAACAGCAGAAGAAGAUCGCUCAGUACUUGAAGGAGAUAUUUGGUGACAAACUCGACUUGUCCUCUGUAAUCACUGGAGAUUCCAGACAGCUUCCGAGCCCUCAAAACUUGAAAGGGAAAAUCCUAGUGAAGGGUAAGAAGUUGCCACAGAGUCUUGGAGCAGAUGCUGAGGAAGGAGAAGUUUCAGAUGAGGAUAGUGCUGAUGAGAUUGAAGAUGACUGCAAAUUGAAGCCCUGCUAUAGUAAUGGUGCAACCGAGCACCAGGUGGAAUCUUUUAUAAGAACAAAACUAGAAUCUCUGAUAAAAGAAUCCCAAAUCAGGGACAAGGAAGAUCCUGACAGCUUCACUGUGAGAGCGCUGCUGAAGGCAACUCAUGAGGGUUUGAACGUUAACCUGAAACAGAACCUGGACACAAAAGAAGGUGGAAAAAAGUCUCACAGUCGAUCAUUAAUGGGCAACUUCGGUAAACACAAAAAAGCUGUGAAGGCGACAUCCAAAUACCACAGCGCGUCGGAUGAUGAAGAAAACCAGCACAACCCCCCUGGGAGGGAAACGGGGCAGCUCCACAGCAGGCUGGCUCGUCGAAGGAAGACGGUGAAGCUGUGCCGAGCCCUGUCUGACCUGGUGGUGUACACCAACUCUGUGGCCGCGCAGGACAUCGUGGAUGACGGAUCGACAGGGAACGUGCUGUCGUUCAGUGAAACGAGAGCCCACCAGGCCGUGCAGCAGAAGGCCGAGCAGUUCAUGCUGUACAACCAGAAACAGCUGACAAGGGUCUAUCCCUCCGCUUAUCGCAUCGACUCCAGCAACUUCAAUCCUCUACCGUACUGGAACGUUGGCUGCCAGUUAGUGGCACUGAACUACCAAUCUGAGGGACGGGUGAUGCAAUUAAAUGAUGCAAAAUUUAGGGUAAAUGGCAACUGUGGUUAUGUCCUCAAACCUCAGCAGAUGUGCAAAGGCACAUUCAACCCCUACUCUGCUGAUCCGCUUCCUGCCAGUCCUAAAAAGCAGCUUAUUCUGAAAAUCAUCAGCGGACAGCAGCUGCCUAAGCCUCCCGAUUCCAUGUUAGGAGACCGAGGAGAGAUAAUAGAUCCCUUUGUUGAGGUGGAAGUUAUCGGGUUACCUGUUGACUGCUGUAAAGAUCAAACCAGGGUGGUUGACGACAACGGGUUUAAUCCUGUCUGGGAGGAAACACUCACUUUUACCGUCCACAUGCCUGAAAUAGCUUUGGUGCGAUUUCUUGUUUGGGACCACGACCCUAUUGGGCGAGACUUUGUUGGACAACGCACUCUGGCCUUUAGCAGUCUUGUGCCUGGUUAUCGUCAUGUGUAUCUAGAAGGGCUGACAGAAGCAUCCAUAUUUGUUCAUAUAACCAUCAAUGAGAUCUAUGGCAAGUGGAGCCCUUUAAUCCUCAAUCCCAGUUACACAAUAUUGCACUUUCUAGGAGCCACAAAGAAUAAGCAGCUGAUAGGACUCAGAGGGUUGUUUAACAAGAGCUCUAAGCACAAUUCUGCUGAAACCAGCGGACACUACGUACGGAAGCGAUCUAUUGGUGAUCGAAUUCUCCGGCGCACAGCCAGUGCACCAGCAAAAGGUAGAAAGAAAAGUAAAAUGGGUUUUCUGGAAGCUACUGAAAUUAAAGACAGUGCAUCUGAACCAGUAGACUUGAAAGACAAAGGAGGAGUUGUAAGGCGUACAAGCCGGACUUUGCAAGCACGUCCUGCUUCUAUGCCCGUGGACAAAUACCUUCUUGUGGGACUGCCAUGCCCAGAAGAUGAAACUGCCCACGAUGCCAAAGGAAAAGAAAACACAUCUGCCAACAGUGAUGACAAUACAAAUGAGAAGGAAACAAACUCGAAAGAAUCUGGUUUUACACGUUCUGAGAAAACAGCAAAUACAUCAAAUUUGGCAUCUCAAUUUAAGAAGAAUGACCAGAAGGAGCCUACAGUUGACUCUGUAGUCCCACCUCUGCAGGAGCCACCUGCACUUUUAGUGUUUGCACAUGGUGUAGCUGAAACAAACCACCUCCCAGGCCAUCAGGAAAAGAAUCUUUCUGGUGAAACUCUCCCGCUGAUGCAGGGCUCCCAUUUUGACAUUUCUACAGAAAAAACAAAUGACAACAACUGUGCACACAAUAAAAAGGAAGGUGACACAAAAGGGUCUAAGGAGGAGAAAAUAACUCUUACGGGGACUUCCCUUUCUCAAAAAGUAGACAAGGGAAAUCCCGAAAAUGACACCAUCAAGAAAAGCACUGCAGCAGCUCUUGCUUUGACAGAUGUUUCUUCUACUGUUUCCUCUGAUGUUCCUGAUUUGCACUCCACUUUAACCAUGCAAGACAGUGACAUUUCUCGCCUUAUAGAUGAGGUUUCUUUAGCGAACGAGAGUGAGAUGGACAGCACUGUCUCAGCCCUGAUCGGGCAGGUUGAUGUCACAGGUGACCAAACUAAUCUCACGGCAGUCUCGAGCCUCCACGGCCAGGCCUGCGGUGUGACGGCUGCACACCCACACGUGCUCCCUGCAGGUCUCAGCAGUCCCUGUAAGCACGACUUCACCACCCCAAAACCCAUCAGAUCCCCUUUAUUCUCAACUCCAGACACCACCAUGAUCUCCAGCCCUGAGACUGCCGAGUAUUCUGCGUACACAAUUAUCCAUGAGGCCACGCUGACACCAACUCCAGAAUGCAAGACCCACAGUGAAUUAGUUUGCAACAACAAGUUAAACAAUAGAGAAAAUAACUUGCCUAGCUGUCAUUGUCCUUCAACUCUCUCUUUGCUAAAUGCAGAUCCCAAAAGAAAACGUGGAACAGGCUGGGAAGCCCCUGAGUCCACCAGUUCUUUUGCUUCCAAUAGCCUCAUUUUUGAGGAGACACUUGUUGACCCCCCCACUGGUGACAACUCGGAAAGCAGCAGUCUUGUAGAACUAGAUGGGGACUCUCGAGAGCUCUUGGUGACUGUGUGUGAGUACAAAAGGGAGGACAUGAGCCAGCUGGCUUCCCCGCUGAAACUGAGGCGCAAGCAGGACGCUGGGCUCGGUGGGGAGAGGACCUGUGGGCACAGCGCGGGCGUCGAGCUCUGUGCCGCUGCCCUGGGCUGCCCGGGCAACCUCAGCACUGCGGCCGGCCAGCUGCCUUUUCCCAUAGGUGAAAAUGUUGGCUUCUUGUGUCAUCAUCCUUCAGAUAAGCAGAAAAAUGUCAUGUGUACCUCCCAGAGGUCACAGCUCAACAUCCACUCACCCAUUCUCAAAACCACUUUGGCUUUCCCAUCGCCUUCAGCCAUCAAACAGACCAGCCCUUGCAAAUCCAAGAGUCUGGGUGACUUGACAUCAGAGGAUAUUUCCUGCAAUUUUGAAAGUAAGUAUCAAUACAUAAGUAGGAGCUUUAUCUCAUCGGGCAUGAGAGACAAGAAACUUGCUGCCAUGAAGAAUAUGAGACCACAUUCUACAGAUGCUCUGACGGAACAGCUGAGGAAGCUGGUGUCCCUGGAGCAGGAGGACAGCGGGCACGCGCGCUGCUCCCGGCAGGCGGAGGAGGACUGCCCGAGGGCGCUGGUCAGAAAGCUGUCCUCCCGAAGCCAGAGCAGGGUGCGCAACAUAGCCAGCCGUGCCAAGGAGAGGCAGGAGGCCGCCAGCAAGCACCGAGCUCCCAACACGAGCAGCGUGGCGGGGGUUGUCCUCCGCAACAAGCCUUCAGCAUCUCCCCACGUCGUCAACAGGCAUUCCACGGGCUCCUACAUCGCCAGGUACCUGAACGGCUUCGCCGGGGCGCCCGCGGAGGGCCGGGGGAUGCCGGAGGGCGCGUGUGCCGCUUUGCACUACGGCUGCGGCGACCGGUUGUGUACAGACGAUUCUGUUCUGCAGCUGGAACCCAAUAGUGAUGAUAAGCCUGAAAUUUAUUUCCUGCUGAGACUGUAGAUUGUACAAAUGUACAUCUUCAAUGUUUACAAACUCUUCUGUGGAAAUGAAGGAUUUUUAGAGAGAAAUACUGUUCAGAGGGUUUAAAUUAUUUAGAAAUGCAAUUUCAUGCUAGUGAUUCAAUCAUGAUUUAAUGUGCCCUUUUCUGUCAAAGCUUAUGUAAAUAGAAGCCAUGCUUCUCCCUUAUGGAUCUAUUACUUUGAUUUAGAAAAGACCAACUGAAGUAGUCGGGGGACUAUUUGCAUGCAGUGAGCAUUUGUAGCAUUUUGUGUUUGUAACGCGUGUUGUUUUUAAGUCGAGCACGUCUGUGCUCGCAAGCCGAACAUUGCAAGGAACGCAAAAAUAUUCUGUUUUCCUGAUAUCUUGUUCUGCUGUUUGGAAAAUCAUUUUUAGUGGUCACUUUUGGCUUUUUGUGCAAAUUCUACUGAGCGUCGUGCUUUCUGUUCCGGGCAAUUCCUUGGGAUCGGGCUGCCCAACAAGCAGCAGUCUCGGAGCACAGCCCUUCGUUAGCAUCACUGUUUUCACUCCAGCUGCUACUUAAUUGUUAAUUUUACAUGUUUCCCUGUAUGAACUAUGGUUCUACAGCAAAGAGCUUGUAGAAUUAGGGUUAGUCCAAAUUCGUGAGUGCCGUGUAGCUUCGUCUUCUGCCCGCUCUGUGAAGUACAAGGACAGUCGUCUUCCCUUUUGGUGUGAAUGCUCAUUUCAGGACAGAGUGGAAUGUGGGAGUAAUUCUGCAUUUAUGAAUGGAAAACACUGAAUUUCUGUGUAUUUUGUUAUGUAUUUUUGCUAGUGGUUGCGUGUGUAGCUUCAGUCCAGUAGCAGAUCUGUUUUCUGUAUAUUUGUAAUUCUAUUGGUAAAUCGUCGACGGUCAGUGGAAUAUUUCAAGCUGACGUGCUAGAGUAGCUAUUUUGACUGUCCACCUUCUUCUUUUUCUAUGAAUGCUAAAAGUGAAUCGAGUGAGUGAUCUCAGACAGCUGACGCCUCCCCGUAGGGAACAACAUAGCUUUAUUUUGGUCUCCAGAUAUUCUUUGCCUUUGCUGUAUGUUUUUUCUUAUAUGUAAAAGAUGUACCUUUUACCUCUUUCUUUUGUAAUGCAGAGUAUUAUUAUUCUUGAAAACAUCAUUAAAAUAGAUUUUUAAGCA
This is a messenger RNA of Columba livia (rock pigeon), 6996 nucleotides long. It is a transcript of the gene PLCH1, whose product is annotated as phospholipase C eta 1. Lineage: Eukaryota; Metazoa; Chordata; Aves; Columbiformes; Columbidae. The record is from RefSeq and is a predicted model, not a curated record. Gene Ontology annotation, biological process: lipid metabolic process; phosphatidylinositol-mediated signaling; release of sequestered calcium ion into cytosol. Bases 752 to 5854 code for a protein of 1700 amino acids. Gene Ontology annotation, molecular function: calcium ion binding; phosphatidylinositol-4,5-bisphosphate phospholipase C activity. The transcript is spliced from 23 exons.